Cyclocybe aegerita is the source of this 777-nucleotide messenger RNA. Lineage: Eukaryota; Fungi; Basidiomycota; Agaricomycetes; Agaricales; Hemipholiotaceae. The record is from the annotation of a GenBank genome assembly.
AUGUCCACAGGAAAUGAGACAGGAGGCCGCUGGAUUCCCUUGGAGAGCAAUCCCGAGGUUUUUAACUUCUGGGCCGGAAAGGCUGGUCUGGCCACCUCACAAGCUCACUUUGUCGAUGUCUAUGGACUGGAUGAAGAUCUCCUCUCCAUCGUUCCAAGACCUGUGAAAGCCGUCGUCCUGCUCUUCCCCAUGGAUCCCGAGGGAGAGGCAAAGCGCAAGGAAGAGGACGAACGCAUCGCACGAGAUGGGCAACCAAAGAUCGACAGUACCGUCUUUUGGAUGAAGCAAACAAUAGGAAAUGCUUGCGGAACGAUUGGGCUCAUUCAUGCCCUCGCAAACUCCGAUGUAACACUCUCACCAACGGGCCCUCUCCAAAAGUUCAUCAUCCAGUGCCAAGACAAGACCCCAGACGAACGGGCCCACCUCCUCGCCACUACACCGCUCUUCGCGAACAUCCACUCUGAGUCAGCGAGCUCCGGCCAGUCUGCCGCCGUCAUAGACACGGAUCUGCACUUUACAUGCUUCGUUGAGGCUCCUGACUCGGACAUUCGCAAGGCUGCUGAGGGCGCAGAGCUGAAACCUGAGGACAAGGAGGACAAAGCCAGCAGUGGGAUGCGUUUGAUCGAGCUAGAUGGGCGUCGAGUGGGUCCGGUUGACCAUGGAGAGUGCAAGGAUCUUCUGAAGGAUGCUGCCAACUUGAUCAAAGCUCGCUACCUCUCUGGCACCGCCAGUGUCUACUUCAGUCUGAUGGCAUUGACCGGAGCCGUGGACGACUAA